This is a messenger RNA of Corythoichthys intestinalis (scribbled pipefish), 20563 nucleotides long. RefSeq names its product histone-lysine N-methyltransferase ASH1L-like. The transcript has 14 exons. Gene Ontology annotation, biological process: regulation of DNA-templated transcription. Gene Ontology annotation, cellular component: nucleoplasm. Bases 14451 to 19979 code for a protein of 1842 amino acids. The record is from RefSeq and is a predicted model, not a curated record. Gene Ontology annotation, molecular function: histone H3K4 methyltransferase activity; DNA binding. NCBI's taxonomy places the organism in Eukaryota, Metazoa, Chordata, Actinopteri, Syngnathiformes, Syngnathidae.
AGCCUGCGUGGCUUUUAUUCCAGAUUGUCACGGCUACGCUGCGUGGGCCUUUUAGCGCCACGCAGCAUCGCGAGUGUGCACUUUGCGCUAAUUUUAUCCCUUGUUGCCGAGUGUCCUGCGUUUGCACGCUGCUGUUGCCACUGGAAAGCACAUAAACAAGGUGGCCCAUUUUUGCUCUCACUUCCGUGUGGGUAUGUCGAAGAUAAAAACUACACGUGUGUGUGUUGUCGUUGUGUGCCACUCAGGCGUGUGUUGUGAUUUUUGUGCGUGGACGCUCUCCGGUGACACUGACAGGAUAGUGCGGCAACACCCCGCUGCCCACACUGGAAGUAGCUCGAGUGGAAAUGUCAGCGAGCCUACGCAGCUGCCAUCUGGGUACACACUGUACGCCUGACAUACCAAGGAUACGCCAAUGUGUCGUAACACUCAGAAAAUAAGUAUUGGAAGGUACCUUCAUUGGUACCGCGGCUUGGCUAUGUGGAGUUAGUGGUUUCCAAACUAAGGUUCGGGAACCAAAACAGAUCUCAAUUAGUUUUUCGUUCGGGUCCAAGUCACAGGCUAUUCUGACGGUAUGACAACCUCAAAGUGCGUAUGACACCAAAAAGCAUGUUCAUUUCAUGUUUCACGUGGUGUUUUAUGCUCCUGAAUGAAAUGGACCGCUUGGAUGCGUGUGGAAGUGAUCGUUUUAGAUAUUCAAUUUUUUAAUUCCGUGCCAUAAAAAUGAGUUACUUCCGGCUUCAGUCUCAGGUUUAGGACGGAUGUGAAUGUGACGCCACCCGGGUCAGCAUCUCACAAUACAGCAUCGCUUUACAGCAUGCAGAUGGACUGCGGAUUAAGCAUGAUUUCGCGGAUUAAUUUGUAUAUUUUUCGCAUCACCCCAGCCAAACGGCUGCAGAAAAUUGUUGCUGAACCAGGGAGAUGCGUGUGAGCCUUUUUGGGUUUCAAAAGGUUCCCAUUCACCGCGGAUAUUGGCCAAAACAAGCCCUACUACUGUGCGACUAUUGGACUUACGAGGAAGUGAGUAAACCUUGUGUUUUGUAUUGUGUCAAAUUAGAGCCGGGCGGUGUACCGAAAAUUUACUGUUACCGAAAUUCUUCACGAUGACCGACGUAAUUUUUACCACAUCGGUAAAUUUGGUAAUUUAACAAAACAAGAAAACAGUCUUUUCAUCCCGCAAUGACUCUGUGUUGUUCGGCUAUGUUCAAUCUGCUCAAUUUACCGUGAUACGUACUUAAGGCCAUAUCGCCCAGCCCUAUGUCAAAUACUGGGAUCAUGGCACACGUUUUAAUACGGAGGUGGCUUGCAUUUUGUGGCUGAUUGUCCACCGAGAAUGCCACUCGGCCGACGACUGGCGACUUGUUUGCACACCCCCCUCUAUACUCUGCUUAUUGCAGUCUUCGUGUGCCCGGUGUUCUGUCAAAUUUUCAACCCCAUCAGAAAUGGCAACUUUGUGUUAAAAAUGGCAGCGAAAACAGUGAUAACAAACUUAAAGGACUAUUACGUUGGAUCAUGGACGGACAUGUAGAAAAGUUGCCUGCACGCCGCUCCAUCACUGUUUGCGUCUUCGCCGAGUAGUAAAGCAUUAUUUUACGCCAUAUUCGUGUUGACCAUGUGGCAGCUAUGCGCUCCUCCGACGUCGGCCGGUUUGUCUGGCGGUACUCUCCAGCUGCUUCCCCGGCGAGCUCUCCUGUCCGCAGCAGGGGAACGAGCUGUAACUUGCUCGCCGCUGGGUGGGUUGCUGAUUGGGGAAGUCAAUCGACGACCCCGCCGCCGUGUGAAAUAAUCUGGCCUAGUUUUGUGUGAUUUUUUUUUUUGGCUUCAAAAAGCGAAAAUAAGACUUUCAGAUGUCACUCAGUUCGGGUUUGCAUGUUGGCUAGCUUUCACGCCUCUUGGUUUGCUUACAUUCUCCGAAGCCGGGGCAGGGAAAUUACAAAAGCUGACUAACUACGGUGGCAUGAAAUAUCGUUCGGGAGGUGUGACAGUAAAGGUGAAGUCGACAGUUUUGACCGUUAUAGAGUAAUUUUGCCAUGUCGAACUGAAUAAGUGCAUUUUAUUAUUUCAUAUUCCAUUUAGCACAAGACUGUUAUUCGUCAUGACCAUACCAUUUAUUUAGCAAUUGGGGAAAAAUACUUGGAUAAAAAGAAUAUCCUUUAAAAAUAUUGGAGUAGAGAGACUGAAACAAUGACCUUUUGCGGCUCUCUUCGCCGCAAUUUCCUCGUUCUGAAUAAUUCCCCCUUAAUGGGCUGAUUUCUAAAUUAGCUGGAACCAUGACCCUGCCGACGUCAUUCUCCUGUUGGGGAUGCUAGAGCCCUGCGCUUUCCAAAUUGUUGUAUAUAGUUGAAUCGUCUCAAAAUAUGGUUCUAAUUUACAUAAUAAUGCUAUUUAAGACUUUUUUUUUUUUAUCCUGUCGUACGCACUUUAAGCCAAAAUAUCACGGUUUCACGGUAUUGCAAUUACAGCUCUAAAAUGUUUACUACUUUGAGAUAUCUGGGGUUUGAAAAAAAAACUUUUUUUUCCAUUGAAAAUGAUUUUUAAUUUUUAAAACAUAUUAGCAAAUUGUAACAUAAGUAUAAUAUUAAAUUUAAAAAAUCAAAAUGAAAUUAAAAUAAAUGCAGUCCUUUAGGUGAGCCUAAACCCACAGCCACAGCUCAACAUUAUUACCAUCAGAACAAAAAUAAUUGAAUUAUUUUCCAUAAAAAGCACGUGUGUAUGACUCGUAUCAUGUUUACAUUAUACACACACUCUUUCUCAACACAGACAGUUGCCAGAGAGAAAAAAAAUCCACAUGUUCCACCAUCGCUAGACACAUUAAACACGUUGGAGUUAACUCUUGUAGUUGGUGGGAAAAGUUCGUAACAGUGUUUACGAACAUUUAAUUUUGUAUAAAUGCGAAAUCAUAUUGGAGUUAUUGCCUCCUCGGUAGCCACCCUUUGCAAACAUGUUUUACAUGUUGGUUGGCCUUCCUCCUCUAAGCUGCGGCCGUCUAACUUUUCUUUAGCCGAAGUAUUCCUGUACCAGCGAUUUCGUUUUCUUCGAUGAGGAAAAAAGUUCAGGAGUUUCACCUUCUCCAGCCAUUGUGUAGCACAGCUGACUCACUGACACUGAGCAGCAAACGGCGGGGAAGGGUUGAGCUUUGCAGCUGCAAGCGAGGGAUUUCUCCAUGCAUUUUUGGGACAUGAAAAAUUGCUAAUACAGUAGGGAUGAUAUGACGAAAAAUUUGAAACCUUGAAGUUUUCAUACCACGGUAUACCUUGAAACUGGUAAUCAGCACAUGUCUAGUCCAAGAGUAUUGAUGCCGAUAGGAAUGUGACUUGAACCAAAAUCAAAAUUCUUGGCCAAAAACGAACAUUGGAAACACUUGGCCAAAAAAAACCAAAGGCCCAAUAAUACACAUGUGUACAAUAACUUUUUUCUUUCCUUUUUGUUUUUUUGUUUUAAAUAUAAUUUUAUUUCAUUAUUUUCCGAUGAAUGCCCUUUGCCUUGGCCUUUUAUUUAUCUAUUUAUUUAUUUAUUUUGCAUGGUCAGGCGGAAAGACAAUAUUGUCCCUUCUUACAAGAAAUUUUGUUUGAAAGGUGCCGAUUCUGAAACACAUUGGGAGGGCGCAAUGAGCAUUUUGUGGCAAACUCUGAAUGCGUCCUAUAGCAGAGGUGCCGCUGUCGUUGUAGUAUUCUGUUCAGUUCAGUGGAUGUCACGGCCAAUGAAACCUUGGUAAAUGCGCUUUCUUGGAAGUUUGGGACACUCGAAAAAUGGGUCUCAUGCCUCCAGUUGCUAGGCUAAAUAAAAUCUCGAUGUACAUUUGUGUGGAACUGCAGUUCACAACAACAACAAAAAACUAUUUCGUUCUCGCUGAAACUAGUAAAGCUCUUUACAAGGCUAUUACAGUCUCUUGUACUCCCUAAAAUAAGAUUAGCUGUUUUCUUGUGCAACGAGUGGAAUCGAUCGAGAGCCAGGCGAGUGGGCCGACUCCUAGCGGCGACGAAGCAGAGCUAAGUCGCUCCCAGCCGGAUUAAACGGCGACUUGCAGAACAACUUUAGAACGACCAUGUUGAAGCAAUGAAGCAAGUUUGUUUUCCUUCAUUUAAUAAUUUAUUUAUUUAUUUGAUACCUCAAAAUAUUUCCAAACCGCUGACAUAUUGGCUGCAAGCCAGUAGUGUUGCUUUUCGCCAUGUUUUGAUUGCAUCAUCACUUGAGUACUACAGUUCUUCACACUAUUCGGUGGUAAACUUUUCAUCUCUUAACCGAAAAUACAGUUUUAGCUAUUUUCAAAAGUUUUCGGUGCUGAAUUUUUAGUCACAUCUUUAAUAAACACCAUUUUAAAGGCUUAAAAUUAAAUCUUGAAAUACAGUUUUAAGAAACAAAAAGUACGGUAUAUAAUGCUACUAAGUGUAAUGGCAAUGUUCAUGUUUCUAUCCUGUCAUAUCGAACAUUGCGCUUUCAGACGUAUCGCCAGACAUGGUUAAAAUAUUUAUUCUUUUUUAUAAUUUCUUUUGUAGCAUUGUUUUAGCCUGGCAAGAAAAGCUUGGCUUCAUGCCAGGCUUAUAAAACACAGGGGAAAACCCUGGACUCUAAUCAGGACAGAAUCAAAAGCAAAAAAGGUAGUAAUUUCCAUUAUAUUAAACAUAGAAUUAAACACCAUAUACAAUUUAAAUGAAUGUUAAAAAGCUUUCUACUACAUAUUUUAUCAACCACAGAUUAGUUCAAUAAUACGUCAAAAAGACAUUGAUGAUAUCUGCCAUUUCUCAGUCAAGACACCCUACAAAAACUUGUCACGCAAUUCAACACUCAACAUGUAUACAAAACAAAAAAACAUUUUUAUUGUCAUAUAAAUUUGAAUAUAAUUACUAGAGGCGUGCAAAAUUUCCGAUUCUUAGAUUAUUCGCGUUUCGGCCGUGGAAGAUUCGAGAACGAUUCCAAAUAUCCAAAUUCCGAUUAUUGAAUUAUACCAGGUAAAGCGGAAGUAAAACACAGUCAGCACGGUCUUUGGGACGCAAUGAGGAACGGACCGAGAGUAAAUAUCAUGUUAACUCAUGCCGCCAGAUAAAAAAAAAAAAAACAAUCAUACCUGACUGCGGCUGAAAGCCGCUACAAAGAACGCCCAGUUGCUAGCAAACAUACGGCUACAGUAGAUAUCAUAUAUAUGUAGAACUAGAUGCAAAAUAGAUGACAUCAGUGUUAGACCAUGUAUUAUUGAACAGACAUGCGAAAUGACAGACUUUCCGGCGUAAGUAAACAUCCGCCAUCUUAAAGCAGUAGACCGCUCUAGAAGGCUCUGUUGUAGCGAACCUAAUUAACUUUUUAUCUAAAAUACUCCUAAAUCGGCAGAAUCUUGUCUUGAAUCUAUGUUUAAAUGAUGAAAUAGUGUUAAAACUUUGACAAAAAUAGAAGGGAAAUUAUGGAAUAACGGGAGCAAUUUUAACAACUGUAACAGUAGAUUCACAACAUUAAUUGAAUGUAGUUUUAAACUGCUGAUAGAGAAUGGGGACUGGAGUUUUUUUUUAUUUACUGUUAUAUUUGUAUAUUUGUUUACUGUUAUAUGUUAACUUGAUACUGAAAUAGUAGUUUGGUUUAGCCUGAGAGGAUUUUUGAACAAUUUUGGAACUAAUGUACAAAACAUUUAAAAAAAAAAAAAAAAAAAAAAAAAAGGAGGGGGGUGCAUCAAUAAUCGUUUUAUAAUCGAAUCGGAGCCUCUGAAUCGUAAUCGAAUCGUUAGGUGCCCAAAGAUUCCCAGCUCUAAUAAUCACACUCACUCAAGUGGUCAAUACUGUAUUUAUGUCUUUGAAACAUUGCUUCAAUGGUACGACACCAACACCACUUAACCAAUCUGACUAAAGAAGUGCUCCCUUGUAGUAAAACUGACCUGACUUACGAGUUUUUCCAAGACAUUAGAUGUCAUUUGUCUGAUUUUUGUUUUAGAGUGACCACAAUCUUAAGAUACAAGCACCAGAUUUUGACACUAAACAGUUACACAACAAGUAGCAGUUUAGCAGAUAGUGAGCAAUUCUUCCAAAAAAAUGAAGAGAUGAACCUUUAGUUAAGUUUACAGACAGACUAAACAAAAAAGAUUAUAUAGAGGACAGAGUCAUAGAAUUUUAAUCAACUGAUAGAUAGAGAUUAGAGAUAGAAAGAUUUGUUUAAAACUGAGGUUUUGGAGUUUGGAUACAGAAUAACAUUCAUAUCUCAUGCCACAGCCCCAAUUCUGUGUUUUUUCUCCCAUUCACGAUGCCACUCCUCAAUAGUGGCACUACAGAGCGAAAAAAUCAAAAUUGUGUCCAUAGGGGUCAUUAAGAGUGCUCUAUGGUUUGGUGGUUACAUUAAUGUAGAUUUAGAGUACCAUUGACCUUCUGGUUAUGAGAAAAGUACAUUUGAAACCAAUAAUUAACCACUGGGGGGACAGUAACGUAGCUAAUGUUGCUUGUCACUGGGUUAGUCCCUGAAAGGUUCUGCUUUUGUACACUUGACUUUUACAACUAUGGGAAAAUACCUACAUCUUUUAAACGUUAGAGACAGUGCAAACUGUUACCAACCGAAGCACAUAGCAUAAGAAAUAAGCUGAUAAAAAAAGAUUUUGAUCUGGCAUCUGUGUGGCCAACUGUGGCUGCUGCUGACUGACGGUAGGACCCUGGAAGGACCCUACAGCAGCUUGAAGGCAGGCAGCUAUGGAAACCUGCAGGCUUGCCUGUUUUGUAAAUAUUGUAAGAAUGUUUUUUUUUUUAUCUUGCAUGAAAGAAUAUGCAAUGUUGUUUUAGCCUUUAAAGGUGUCUACUGCGUGAUCCUUACACUCUUAAUGUAACUCGUAGCAUUAGCGUAGCAUUUGCCUUACCAUUAGCUUUAGCAUGGCAAGCGUUAGAGGUGGGAAUCUUGGGGCACCGAACGAUUCAAUUACAAUUACGAUCCAGAGGCUACGAUUCGAUUAUAAAUCGAUUAUUGAUGCCCCCCCCGCUAUUAGCUGCUUUUAAUGUUUCGUACAUUCGUUACAAAAAUUGUACAAAAAUCCCCUCAUGCUUAAAUAAACCACUAUUUCAGUAUCAAGUUAACAACAGUUCAAAACAUGAAAUAAAAUACUCAAGUUUAGUUCCGCGUUAUUUGGCAUAUUUCAAUAAUCGGAAAAGGUUUGGAUGCAGCCAGGAUGUUUGUGAAUCGUUCGCGAAUCUUCCACGGCCAAAUCGAAUAAUCUAAGAAUCAGAAAUUUCGCACACCUCUUGCGAGCAUCCUCUGAAACUCUCACUUGUUUAGAUCUCGUCGUGACAUCCUGGUGUGUUUAAUUAUUUGAAAUAAUGUGUCAUGUCUCGGCAGUCUUGUUAAUGUUUUGUGUUGGAUCAUGUCAGAUUUCUUUUAUUUUGGUAGUGGCGUGCCUCAUUUGAGUUAACUUUACUUCCUGCGCUUGCCAAUCAGGUUGAUUCUGUCCACCUGGGAUCCUCUGUAUAAAUAGCCUGCUUGUAACCUUGCCCAGUGUCGGUUUGUCUGCUAUCCUGCCACGUCCUACGCCACGUCCUUGUGUAAGCCCCUUUUUGAGAACGAUUCAUGUUUUUGAACCAAUGCCUUUUUUGUUUCUAGUGAAAUCUACUCAGUUGAUUGAUGUUCAGCUGUUGCUGUGAAUUUUUGUUGAUUAAUGUCCAGCCAUUGCUGUGAAUUUUUGUUAACUUCCUUUUUUUUUUAACUUUAUGAACUGGAAAAUAAAUCUUUGUUUGGAUUGAACUGUCGAGCAUUUGGGUCCUUUAGUGCAUCCUUGUCAUAAUGUUGUUGCUGAGUGUAUCUAAUCAUAAAAAGAGAGGCUGCAUUUGUUGGUUUGGUAGCACUAGACCAAUUUAAUCCUUUAACUCUCAUAUCAUCAUUGUAAAUAUAAAAACUGUUGAAGAUUUUUUUUAAUUGCCUUUCACAAUCUACAUACCGGUACUUAAAAAAAAAAAAAAAAAAAAACGGCAACCGGCUGAAUAUUUUUUUGAUAUAUCGAUAUUGGCAUCGGCAUUUGAAAAUUCCAUAUCAGUAGACCUCUCAUAAUGAUACAGUACAUUAAAGCCCAUAUUUAUAUUGAAUUUCAAACCUCCAUACCCUGGUUGGACAACUUCUUAAAUAAAAGUAAGGAAAACAAUGGCCUGUGUGGCAUGCUUAAAAUAUUGCAAACAAUUUGUGGUUUGCUGUUCUAUGCAACACCUGCUUAAAAUAUGACAAAACCACAUAUAAUUGUAUGUUAUCGAAAGAGACCACAAAGUCAUUAAUUGCACUAACAGGGUGCCAAAUUGACAGCAACCAAAAGAGGAAUAAUUUAAAUGUAUACAACCACAAAUCAUAUCACUUCAUCUCUUACAUCAUGCUGUACAAAAUAAACACUUUAAAGAGGUAUGUAACACAAGUGUGAUAAUUGGGACAACCGCAAAGCAUGCAAGGAAACGCCUCCUCCUCAGAUUCCAUAAAAUGCCGUAAUCGUUUUCAUGGUGCGAUGUUAAACUUCGAUGACACACAAACUACAAAUCCCAUAAAGCACCUUACCAGUUGCCUUACUGAACGAUCGGCUACCUGUGAUCAUUCUGUAUCUCUGGCUAUAUUUGGCUCAAAGUAUGUAUAAUUUUGGGUAGCAAAAAGUUGCUCAUUGCCCCUAGCUAUAAAUUCUUCAUGUAUGCAAGAAUGUCAGAUUUUUGUAACAAUACCUGUAUGUCACAACCAGUGUUUAAUUGGACCAGGGUUUAAGUAGGGAAAAGUAGUACUAAUUGGUUUAUUUUUGUUUUAUUUGGUUAGGUCCCCAUAUAUAUUUAGGCACAAUUACUAAUUGGAAUGCCAAGGAAUCCUAAAAUUAGCCACAUGCGGUAUAGAGAUGCACUUGUCACCGUUUUUCUGUUUUUCAUGUGCAUGUGUUGGUGAGGCGCCUAAGGCUUUUUAACACAGCAUCCUGACAUCCAGCUGAGCUCUCGCGCCGGUGCUGUUGUCAGGCAGAUGCUCGCCGUUAUUGAUGAUUAUAACGCCGCCACCGCCAUUGGAUGCCGGAAAGACGUCGGGGGGCCAUUAUCAUGAUUUAAUCGUCGCCUCGUCGCUGCCGAGGAGCCCAAGCUCACUCUGUGUGUCAGGUCCACCCAUCAUCCUGUCACAGGAAAUAGCUGCCGGUCCAAUGUUAGGAUAAUUUAAAGUUAUGUUUGGGCGGAAUAGUCUGAAGUGUAUGAAAUACCGGUAAUACGCAUGCAGAAUGGACUUCACUUAAGUUUGAGGACUUGCUGUGCUUUUGAAUAAGAGUGUAAUAUGAACAGUAAGUGUGGUCUGCUAUUUCUGAAUUCACCUGCGGUGAAGCACCAGCAAUUUACUCCUUCCACAUUUUCAAAACAUUUAAACUGAUUAACACACCUAUUAAAAUAAACCCCAUAACCACAUGUUUUACUUUUGAACAUCAAUCAAUCAACCAACCAACCAACCCAACCAACCAACCAUAUUUGUAAAGCACAUUUAAAAAAUCCGCCAAAUAGACCAAAGUGCUUUACAUACCAUAAAACAGCUAAAUAAGUUAACUUUCAAAGAUAAAACAAACACAAAAAUAAAAUAAACAGUCAUUGCACAUUAAAAGCUGAAGAAAAAUAAAAUGUUUUAAGGCGUGAUUUAAAAUCCGUAAGUGAAGGGGCCUGUCUAAUAGUAAUUGGUAAUUGGUUCCACAGCCUGGGCGCCAUCACUGCAAAUGCACGGUCACCCCUAAGCUUCAGCCUUGAUCUUGGGACUUCUAGAAGCAGGUGGUCAGCUGAUCUGAGGGUUCUGGUUGGACUGUAAGGCUGAAGGAGUUCUGACAGAUAUGGCGGUGCAAAAUUAUUCAAACAUUUAAAAACAAAUAAUAUCUUAAAUUGUAUUCGGUAAUGUACUGGGAAUGAAUAAACUAAGUGAAAGCAUUAAGUGUCUAUUAAAACUGCACAUAUUGUAGUGUUUGUGAUUAUGCACAAACAAAGCAAGGAAGAUAUUGCAAGGAAGUUUCAAACCUAUACCGCGAUUGAAUUUUUCACAACUCUGUAUCUUUGUACUGUAUUUGUGUAAGAAAAUUUUAAAUGGUACCAAACAUUUUGGUGCUCAGUUUGCACGGCUUUAGCCAUAAUUAUUAGGGGUGUUUAAAAAAAUGAUUCUGAGAUACAGUGUAUCACAAAAGUGAGUACACGCCUCGCAUUUCUGCAGAUAUUUAUAUCUUUUCAUGGGACAACACUGACAAAAUGACACUUUGACACAAUGAAAAGUAGUGUGUGCAUCUUAUAUAAAAGAGUUAAUUUAUUUUCCCCUCAAAAUAAGUCAAAAUAUAGCCAUUAGUCUAGUGGUUGCUCAGAUUAGUCCUUUUAUAAGUCUGAAAUUUGGGCUGAUUUUGGCUUAGACUGCAAAAACAGGGAUGAAGUAUUUAGAAUCCUGCAUUGAAGCAGGUUUGCACUAAAAAGAGAACAUGUUAUUAUUAAAGCAUAUGCUGUUCAAACAUAAAAACAUUUUUACUUGAGUGCUGGAUCAGGUUUCAUGAAUAAAUUGAUAUAAAUGUACUUUCAUGCAAAUGCGGAGAUUGAGGAGAGGUAGGUGGGGCACUGCUCCAUGGCCAAAAAAUGUAAUUGCACAUACGUGACUUUCCUCUAUAUAUGAAUUUAAAAUAAGGACAUGGCUGGUAAAAUGUUGUUCUUUAAAGUUUUAAAGCAAUAAAACAAACAACAAAAUCCUACAAAGUUUUUCAUUAUUGCUCAACAUUUUUUUUUUUUUAACCGAUCAUGUGACUAGCACCUUAGAGACAGUCCUUUGCUUUACUGAGCCAAAACUACACCUGAGGAGGCAAGAUGGAGAUUUGGAAUUUUUCUUGUUUCAUGUUUUGCCCCUCCCUCCCACAAAUGUCAAAUUCCGCCUAUGCUUUUAUGUACAUUUUAAUUUGUUUUUUGUAAAGUGAUAUAUAAAUAUCGCAAUAAUCGUCUUCAAGUGUAGUAUGGGAUUAGGGUUGGGCAUUGAGCUUUAAUGGGAUCCGGGACUAACACACCGGUUCUCCCAGAACCAUUCAAACUUUUAAAUUUCGAUUCCAAGUUUCAAUGCCCUGACCACUGACAGGGAAAACAAAGCUGUCAAACACCACUAAGAAGAAAACACACGAAGCGUAUGUUUGUUCAUUGCAACUUGAUUUCAAUCGUAGUCACUGUGCGGCCGCGCUCAAAAGUUUGGCUCAACUUCAAAAAGAAAAAUGACCAGUCAGCUGAGUGCAGUAUUUGCAACACAGCUAUAUCAUGCAAAGGUGGCUGCACGACCAAUAUGAUUAAACCCCUCCGGCUUCAUGGAAUACAAGUGCGAGUAGUGCUUAGCUGAGUGCCACGUAUGUGAUGCGUUGCGCCGGGCCUCUAACCAGUUUGAACCAGGUAAGUAAAACAAUAUUUUACAUCUGUAUUCUGCUGCCCCCGCGACCCGACCCGAGAUUAAGGGGUAGAUGAUGGAUGGAUGGAUGAAUGAAAUAUUAUGAGAAUAAGUCGUAUCAUUACGUUAGGCUAAUGUAGCUAUAUAAGCAGCUACGUACUUUACGUAGCGCGUUGCUGCCUCAGUUAAAAUCAACAGUAUUAAAAGAUCAUCAAAUUGUAAUCAAUAGAAGAAUUUAUGCUAAUGCUAAUAUUUGCGACUUUCACAUAACAAUUGUACGACUAAUCCCGUAGUCCUCUUUUUUUAUUUUUUAAUUCUUUAGUUUGGCCGUAAUAUUCCAUCGUAUCAACAUGCAUCAUUAGUUUUUUUUGUUGUAAUUUUUUCAUGUGCUUCACUAGUGAUACGUGACAUUUAUUUAUCUACUUUGCUGUUAGCACCAGCCACCAGCUUUUGUGUGUUUAAGCUUCAACGUGUGUUCUCCACUGCAGGAGGCACUAUCUGUCCAGAACGCUCACGCUUACUACCUGAGAAGGCAGAUAUAAUCAUUUUCCUCAACGAAAACUUUCUGAUUUUGUUGGCACCAGGUUAGCCCAUUAGUGGGAGCUCAAUAUCAUGUAAAAAUGCCUGCAGCAUAAGACACUCUAAAACAGGGGUCCCCAACCUUUUUUGCACCACGGACCGGUGUUAUUUGGGUCUUUUUUUUCACGGACCAGUGUUCUGACAAAUUUUGCAUCCCAUCAAAAAUAUCAACGAUGUGGUUCUGCGCAUGCGCGUAUUUUUAACGAUAGCCGCAAAAUGGGCAAACGCAGCCAUUCCAAAGUAAACACUACAAACUUUCUUGAAAGAAAAGAAUAUUAACUUAUGUUUGAUCAUGGAAGGACUUGUAGAAAAGUUCUCCUCAGAUACAUCCUGCCAUGUAAGCUGCACUCAACAACUGCACACCGCUCUCACCAUUAACGACUUCACCUUGUCGUCAAACAUUAAUUAAGAAGCCCGCUUCACAAAGAUACGAUGUUGGAAAUUGUAGCAAGGUUUUCAAAGCUCUUGUAGCGAUGUCAGGAUAUUCCAGAAUGACUUUAAUCCAGAACCUCGGCAGAGUUGUUGUCUCCAAUGUACAUUUAAUAAGCUCGCCGUCAUUUGCGAUCUCUACAAGUUGAUCUUCCUGUUGCACAGACAUGCUCGAAUCACUCGGUUCAUUCACAAACGGGUCACGAUUCCACUCCUUCGCCGUUCGUGGGUCUUCGAGGUUGUAGGCUCGUCAGGUGCCCUUUCUGCCAUAAAAAUAUCUCCAAAGACGUCUGUUUUCCAGUCAUCUUCGCUCGGGUGGGGGCUAAUUAUUUCCGGGAACAAAUGUGCUGCGCCUGCGGCCUAGCAAUACGUUAUUAUCGAGGACAAGCGCACAUAGAUAUAUUAUAUACACAAACAAGAUGUACUGCUAGCAGACCAAUCAAUGGAUUUCUAUGACGACAUUCUAAUCUAUCCUGUAGUAUUAUAUCUAGAUUAGACAGGGAUAUUGGUGUGUUAAGCAGGGGCACAGGGUUAAUUCAGCCAGAAUGCGGUCGUUAUUAAAUUAUUUCUAUGCGGCUCGGUAGCAAAUGUGCCACGGACCGGUACCGGUCCGCGGCCCAGCAGAUGGGGACCCCUGCUCUAAAACAUAGGCAAAAGAAUAUGUGUAAGUGUUUUCUCCAUGAGCUUUUGAAAAAUAAACAUCUUUGUGAAAGUGCACUCCUGUGGAAAGAAACUUCAUCAUUUUCAAGUUCAAAGACUGAUAUUUAUGUACAAGUUAAAAUCGCCAGAUAUGAGGCAAUACACACCCCUAAUAAAUAUAUAACAAAGCAUUUUACAUAAACAUGGGGACCAGGGUCAGUAGCUCAUUGGUGCCACUUUUCCCUAUUAGCAGUUGGCCAAGGUCUCCAUUCUACGCUAAUACUGUACCGCUCUAUGAAACAUAUGAGAAGGUCAUUGAUGAAGAUGUAUAACAGUUAGCUUUAUUCUAAUUUCAUAGCUGGGUUUGGCAGUGGAAAUACUUUCCAAAGGUCUUACGUAACGUCUCUUACUGGAACUGAUGUUGAUUUGAGCUCCUCUGUCUGAUUCGAGUUGAUGGUGCUAUGGGAUGUGUGUGUGUGGAGGUGGUGGGGGUAAAUAAAAACGUUUUCGUUACUCCUCUGAAGGCGCUGGAGUACGUAGAUGUCAUAAGAGACGCAAGAAUGCUUGGUUUGUUUUUUAUUGUGAAAUGAAUGUGUCCCUUAUAAUGAGUGUGUAGUUAUGAACGAUGGUUGAAGGCUUUACCAUUUACCAUGCAGGGGUCCAAAUUUAGGCUGAACCAAGAGUUUGUUUUGGUGGGGAGAAUGUUGUUUUAGGGUGUGUUACUAGCUGUAAUGUCACAUUAGACGUCCACUUACAAUGGGGUCAAUGAAAAGCUUGCUUGACUCAGAGGAAGCAAUGGGAGGAGAAGGAAUUUGCACUCCUUUCCAAAAAUAAGUUUCCCCCGUUUCCCGACGCGGUGUUACCAUGACUGAGGGAAAAGAGGAGGGGAGACGAGUACUGUGAAUGGAGGUGGAUGGAUUUAGGUAGAAAAAGAAGAAAAUAAUGAAGCGCAAGAGGGAAUAUGGUUGUGAUUAACAGGAAUAUAACAUUUGAGUUGACCAUUCAGCUGUGUGGUCUACUCAGAGCAACGGAGAGAGAGGGAGAGAAAAAGAGUAAGAGAGCGUGAGGGGAGGGGGCUAAUAGAGAAUGCAUGCAAAAGCUUACUGCCAAAAAUGAGAGGGGAGUUUUUCUGAGAGAAAAGAAAGUACAGCCCAGUGCCGGGAAGGGUAGAAGGAGUAGCUGAGAACAGAAGGCACAAAGAUGGCGGCGAGAGGGGUUAGUGCAGUGUAUAUUUUGGAUUUGAAUCAACGAGGUGUCUGAUGUUGCAGCGCACAAAAGUGAAAGUUUUCUGCUACUGCAUUCUGUCAGCUGAAGCCCAAAGGACAAGAUCAGUCUUUGCUAGAUGAACAAGCCCAACUGAGUUUUUUUUAUUUAUUUAUUUAUUUUCCAAACCAUUACCUCCAUCCACAGGAAAACUCAUUGAGUGGUAUUCUGGGAACUAUUCAGACUUUUUCUCCUUCCCCCUGACUUCUCUGAUGGACCAGAGAAUGAAGGGGGCCACCCCUCUAAUGACAGACUCAACUCUAGAUGCGUCUUCUGUAACUGAGGACUUUGAGCAGGAUCAAGAGAAAAGAAAGUGUGUCGAUACGGAGGAUCCGGACGUGGGAAAGAAGGAGGGCAGGCGAGCGAAGAAGAGGGAAGGGGACAAGGGGGCGGUGCUGGAGUUGCUCAUUGAGGGGCGCUGUGGGGGCUCUGGGCAGCAGCAGCAGCUUCAGAUAUGUGGCAAAGAGACCAGCUGUCCUGACGGGAACGUGCGUCUCCGUAUCGGAGUGCAGGCCAAACGCACCAAAAAGCCACCCAAGAUUCUGGAGAGCUACGUUUGCAAACCCACCAUCAGAACUUACCAGAGGCAGUCGGGCCGAGGAGGAGCGGUGCCCACCAGAACUGCCAUCGAUUCUGGCGACACGAGCAGGGAGAACCGCUCGGGCUCUGAUGGCAUCCAGACUGCCUUACAACAAACGGCAACUGCCACUUCGCCGUCAUUAUCAACACCACCAUCAUCAGCAACGCAGUCUUUAACACCAGCAAAUGCUACGAUUUCUACCAUAGUCUCAGCCAGCUCCAAUCCAGGGAUCAAGUCUGCCAAACAGGAUCCUCUCAAACUGGCCAGUAACACAGAGGUGACUUCUACUUGUUCUUCAGAGAGAGGAAAGAAAGAGAAGACCUCAGGCGUCCAUGAGCAGCCGCUCCCUGCAGUGGUCAAACCGUGCUCGCCCACCGCACACCAGGAAUCUAACUCCUCCAGGCCGUGCACCGAAACACUGCCGGAAAGGGAAAUCAACGAGAAACACAAUGGUGAGGUGCAAACCAAAAAACAGAAGGGUCUUUCAAACGGGAAAUGCUCUGAAGACAAACUUGGAGAUACUCUAUCAAUCAAAACUGCAAAGCACAGCAGCUCUGUUUUGUCUGUGGACGCCACACCUCCAAAUUCUUCUAAAACGGAGUUUUGCUUGGCGCAAAACAGUAACUCCCCCUCAGUUACCGCUAAAUCAAAAUCCUCCCCCACUCUGGAUAUGUCUACUACCCAAACACAAGUUACGGAAGCCUCACUUAAGCACUCAAAUGAAAAAAAAAGAGAUAAAGAGCGCAAGGUAAAGAAAGACAAACACAAAGAGAGAAUGGCAAAAGGAGAUAGCCUGGAAUCAAAGAGAUAUAAAAAGGAAGAGCUCAAAAAGAAGAAAAAAGACAAAGAAAAGGAUGGCAAAUUGCGACAGGGUAAAGACCAUAAAAGUAGUGAUGUACUGAAGACUGGAGAAAAGGUUGAGAAAAACAAGAUCAGCCAAGAGAAACACAGAAAAGAUGACACAAACUUAGAUGAUAUGGUUAAAUUAGAUAAACCAUAUAAAGUAGCAGACCAAGUGAGAUCAGUAGAGGGGGGCAUUAGAGAUAUCAAACAUGCAGAGUUACAAGCUGACAGCAGUAGGUCAAAAGAAAAUGACAUUGCCAAUCAUUCAGUAGUGGUGCCCAAGCAUUCAGCAUCAUCUUCUGCCUUGGCCCCUCCUUCAGUACUGUCUUCCUGCCACGAACAGGACAGCAGACCGCUCAAGAAACGGAAAGCUCGAAGGCCAAGUUGGACAAAGCUAGUGCACCGUGCUCAAAGGGUGGAAAACCAGGAAGGAGAUUCUCAACAGAGUUUGUUUCAGAAGUUGUCUACUCACUCGACUCCUCCCCGCUCACCGACCUCCUCCACAACCAAGCAAUCGUCCCCGAGACAGAGCCCCACCAUAUCUGAUCCUAAACCAGCUGUAUCCAAAAGCACCCCCAUCUCAGCCCGAACAAGGGGCCGUCCCAAAUCCCACAGCAUGAUCUUUAGUGAACCCCCUCUAAGACUUUCCCCUGAGGAGGUUGCGUUUCUGGAGUGUGACGGCGUUCUGAAUAGUCCAACGCUGGACUUGAGCCAGAAGAAGCGCGGUCGUCCUCGCAAACAACCCCUCGCAAGCAACCCCUUGCAAACAGACGUCACAGAUAAGAACAGAGAUCUUCCACCUCCUCCUGAAAAGGGAAACAGGCAGCUAAAAAUUAGGAGAUUGAUCAAUGAGAUGAAGAAAAGGAAGAAGAAGAGACUUAAUAAGAUAAUAAUGUCUGGAAAUGCGGGGAAGGAAAGCAAGAGUGUUAAAGGUAUCGAGAAUGCCCCAAUAACAUACAAGUUGACUGAACCUUCGACAGUGCCAACGCUCUCCGACUUAUCCUCCUCUUUUGGGACUAAGCUGGGCCCUCAAAUAAAUGUGAGCAAGAGAGGAACCAUCUACAUGGGCAAAAGACGAGGGCGCAAGCCCAAAUCCCAAACGGCUCGAAUGAAAUCCUACAGCUACACUCAGUCGUCUUUGUUUAGCCAGCCCACUGAAACAUCUCUCUUCAUGUCCAAUCACUCCCAGCCUCCUGCUGCCCACCCAUUUCCAUCACCGUCCCUCACUCACUCCAGUGGGGCCCAGAGCCCAUACAGUGAAGGAAGUGUCACAGAACCAACAUCCACGAUGCUUUUUCCUCCCCCUUUCUCCCUUCCAUCCCCGGCGUCUUCCUGCACUUCACCCCGUCCCCCGUCCUGUUCCUCCCUAUCUCCCUUUGUGAAGAAAAGUUGUCCAUGCCAGGGCAGGCACCACUUCCCUUUUCACCAGUCGUCAUGUAGGCUUUCCUCCCCCACAGCACCUCUGCAUCCCACACCUGGUUCCCCUGGCCACCAUAAAGAUGCCACCCCUUCACCCAGAAGUGAAUCGCACAGCGAAGAGACUUUGCCCAGUGACAGUGGGAUUGGAACAGAUAACAACAGUGUCUGUGAACGAGCGGAAACAAGGGGUGCUAGAGGCAUGCUCACAUUAGGUCAGGGGUCUGUUGGGUUUCUGGGGGGUACAAAACACAUCUCUCUUACAGACCCUCUUCUGACUAGACUUAAAACUCCAGUUGACAACUCAGUUUCUGUGGAGCGGCACCGGCAUAGGCACCGGCGGCGGGAUUACAGCCGUCCUUCUUCCUGUACUUGCCUUUGUCCCUGCCCUGGACAUAACAAGUGCACUCAUUCAGAUUACUUCCAUUGCCUUGGUCACAACACAUUGAAAAGACAGAAAACCAAACACAAAAAGAAACACCAGCAGCUGCUCAUGCAGGAUCCAGAGUUUCUGUCUGAACUGGAAGAACUCAUUGGACAAUUCAGUGAAGUCCACAUUGGUAGGCGAGGCUGGGCCAGAGCAGAGAUGGGCCAGGCUUUUGAAGGAGCAAGGCGCCAUCACUCCUCACAUUCUCACCGUUCGAACAUCUUCAGGAUCAAUCUGAAUGGCUUUUAUUCACCUCACCCGCCAUCUUAUGCAGCUAAUCCCUCUUUUUCCCCUCAGCCUUUCUACACAUGCCAGACAUUGCAUUGCAACAGAAAAACGGAACGGAGACAGUGUGGCUGCCCAUCAAAGUUCCAGGAGACUAUGGACAACAUGGGCUUCUAUAGCCCCUACACUCCAGCCACAACGCUCUACCACCAUCUUCCUGGAUCAUACCCACUUCCCACUACUCACCAGUAUGCCUCUCAACAGCCCCAUCAUGCCCACAUCCUCCUUAACCCCGCCAGGUUUCAUAGGCGGAGGAGUAGGCUGCUGAGAGAGGGAUCUCUUGGGGAGAUUGAAGGGAAUGGAGGCCUCAAUUUAGGUUACACAUCAAGCCUCCCAUGUGACUGGGGUCACAAGCAUAAACACAAACAGAGACACUGCGAACGCAACAUGGAAGGUAAGGGGGCAUUACAGGAGCAUAGAGAAAAGGAUGAUGUGGUGGUGAGAGAGGCGUUCUCCCCUUCAAAGUCUAGGUAUAUAUUGGGGCAAGGAGUAGGGCGAAAGAGCACAAGAGGAAUUGGGGGGGUAUUUUUCAAAGAGUCACCUUGGUUAUGUAAAAAUUCAAAUAAUUCCUUUUCUUCCACCACAUCUUCAUCUUUGGCAGAGAGAGCAAAACACGCAUCUCUUUUCUCCGUGGGGUUGGGUUCCUCCCACUUGUCUUCAUUUGGAGGGGGAUGGGGUGGCCUGGGACAAAGUUGGACCAAACUUCAGGGUAUGGGGUUGCCAAACUCCCACUGGGGAUCUUCUGUUAGAAGUUCAGGCCUACCGAUUCCCUCUGACCCAGAGGACGACGAGACAGAAGACAUUCAGCACUCCCACCUAAGUAGGACUCCUCCGUCCCCGACACACACCAACUUGUUCACGUCGGUUGGUGUGGCAACAGCAGGGAGGACCGGGUUGGCCAAUAGAAAUCCAGGAAGUGGAGACAGGUUAUUGAGGACAGAUGAGCCAGCUUGGUCACAGAGGAGAGAAUCAGCUUUACAAGGUGACCCAAGAAGCCGCGGGCAGCUCAAAGCUUUGCCAAAAACACACAGCACUGAUGAGAAAAACAAAAGAGGACCCGGUCGACCAAGGAAACGUCCUCUGCCGUCCACUUUGCCUCCUCCUGUAUCGUCACCUGACAUCCUGCGAGGAUUCGUUCGUAAUAACGGCGACGCCGGAGAGAGGAAAGCGGGUGAUGGAGCGGGUGUCUGCUUGGUGCAGCAGGUGACAGAUUCUGAGCCGCAGGCAAAAAGGAAGCGAGGACGGAAGAGAAAACAUGACGCUUCUCCCUGUCAUGACAGUGUCGCUGAGGAUGAGUCGGGGCGCUGCGACACGCCAGCCGAAUGUUUCGGCAAGUUGGCUGCCGAACAGCCUGCAUCCCAACCAGCAGCUGUCCAAAGAGACAGGAGCGAAGACGGUCCUCCCGGGAAGACCUUUUUGAGUGCUGGUCUUUACUCUGAUGAUUACAAAAUGACAGACCCCCCUUACCAGUCGCAGGUCUUCUCUAGAGGGAGCACAGAGGACAAACCGAGUGAACGGGAAUACAGCCUUUUACCACCACCCAUCCACGUUGGAAAGUACUUGAGAAUGAAGAGGAUUCAUUUCCAGUUACCCUAUGAUGUCAUGUGGCUUUGGCAGCACAAUCAGCUGCAGAGGCAACCUGCCUUCCCUCUGAAGAGGAAGCGACGCUACUGUCGACUGAAGGAGAGGACUUUUCCCUCUCAGCACCCAGCGGAGGAGAGCUCGAGUGACUUGGCCAGCCUCUUUCCUCACCUAGACAUGGAGCCUUUGAGCAGGGAUGAGCGGAACUUCGUGGUGAGCCAUCGCGUGUUCCUGGUAAGGAACUGGGACUUGGUGAGAGAGCGACAAAUCCGACUAAGGAUGGAGGGAAGGCGAGAGGGGGAUAGUGAGGCUGAAGAAAGGGACUGGCAUGUCGUAUGCGGGGACGGAGCCAGCACGGAUGAUAGCCACAUCAAGUCAGAUAUUCCAGUGGGGGUGGUGGAGGUGACAAUUUCCAGCAGUGACCCCCACCCGGGAAGUCACGACACCCCCGGCUCACUCGCUGCCAGCCCCCGCCCCACAGAGAGCCAGAACAGAGUUGAAGAAGAUGAGGAGGAGGAGGACGGCGAGCAAGGCAAAGUGGGAGAAUGCAGCAGAGAGCAGAGGAGAAAGCGGCUCAAUGAUUUACUUUUGACCCUACAGCAUUCAUAAGCUAACACACACAGAGGCAAGAGUAAAAGGGACCAGGCCUGUUGCAGGACCCAUAGACAGAUGCUGCUUUUGAAACGCAAAAUAAACAACACGCCAGAUCGGAGCGACGACGAGAAUUUCAAACCAUGAGCAAGACAUCACGGUGCGCACUGACAGCCGCUGAACCAAGCGCUCUGAAGGGCAUCACACCAAGGAUGAAACCAUGGCAACACAUCUUUUGUCCAGGAUGAAAGAGAGGGAAAAAAAACAGAGCGAGAAUGCGAGAGAGGGAGGAUCAACAGAAACAGACCAGCUGAAAUUAAUUUGCACUAGUGCCCGAGCACGUUAAAGACACUAAAGAAGUAUGUGUACGCCCCAUAAAAAAUAAACUUGAUUUGCUCCUUCUAGGGCACCUUAACGCAAACUGGGGAAGAGAACAUUCGUAUGCCCUUGGUGGUUUUGGACUACAGACUGGGACAAGGUCUCAAAUGAAGCUUCCAAAGUCACAUUGCACCUGAAGGAAAAGGGAGGAAGCGCACCAGCUUAAAAGCACUUGUUUGGCUUUUCUUCACUUUACAAACCAGUGAAUACGAAGACAAGGGAGA